AGGCUCAAGUUGCCGUCUUGAAUUCCGCGGCAUCUGACAGCUCCCCUCCAUUCCUUGACACUCGUCCCUCCCCUUCGCCCCGGGAAUGCUGGGUUGUUUACAUUACUGGCACGGGUCAGGAGCGGUGAGGGGGCCGAGUGUGACUCUGAACAACACGUACUCACAUCCCGUCUCUAAACCAGCCCGGGGUGCUCUCUCCAGAAACUUUUCGUGCCACGCAAGAGAGGCCCGCGGAGUCCACUUCAGUGCGACCUUGGAAAGAAACGGGAAAGUCAAAGCAAAGACGACGCCAUCACCACCAACCACCGUAAGCAGAAGAAACUCGGCGUGAAGGAAGAACAGCUAGCAACCAGAGUCCCACUUCCUGGGGUCUUAAGGAUCACUCUCCUGACACCAUGGAUAUGGACACACAGCCACAAGGGCAGCAAGCAACCAUACCAGUGUUUCAACCGCAGAAGCCACUGCAGCCAGAUAUGGGCCAUAAUUCUCUGGCCAACUUCCAGAUUGAGAAGAAGAUUGGCCGGGGUCAGUUCAGUGAGGUGUACCGGGCCAGGUACCUGCUAGACAACACAUCAGUUGCUCUCAAGAAGGUCCAGAUAUUCGACUUGAUGGAUGCCAAAGCUCGGCAAGAUUGCAUCAAAGAGAUAGAUCUCCUUAAGCAAUUGAACCACCCCAAUGUGAUAAAGUACCAUGCAUCUUUUAUUGAGGAGAACGAGUUGAACAUCGUACUGGAGCUCGCCGACGCCGGAGAUCUCUCACGUAUGAUAAAGCACUUUAAAAAGCAGAGGAGGCUGAUCCCAGAGAGAACGGUGUGGAAGUAUUUUGUCCAGCUCUGUAGUGCACUGGAGCAUAUGCACUCACGGAGAGUCAUGCAUAGAGACAUCAAACCAGCCAACGUGUUCAUCACAGCCACGGGGGUGGUGAAGCUUGGAGACUUGGGACUGGGACGAUUCUUUAGUUCCAAAACCACUGCCGCUCACUCACUAGUGGGUACCCCUUACUACAUGUCUCCAGAGAGGAUACAUGAAAACGGAUACAACUUCAAAUCUGACAUUUGGUCGCUAGGAUGCCUGCUUUAUGAGAUGGCAGCCCUCCAGAGUCCGUUCUAUGGGGAUAAGAUGAACCUGUACUCCCUCUGUAAGAAAAUCGAACAGUGUGACUACCCUCCUCUCCCCUCGGACCACUACUCAGAAGAGCUGAGAAAUUUGGUAGACAUGUGCAUCAAUCCAGACCCAGAGAAGAGGCCGGACAUCACCUACGUGUACGACAUCGCCAAACACAUGCAGAGCCUGACACAGGGCAGCUAAAGCCCGGCGCGAGAGCUACACACACACAUAAACACACACACACACGCACACACACACACACACGCUACAGCCCCGCAGACCUCUUUCCUGCUCCCCACCCCUCCAGCCCCCUCCCUACUUUUCACGCUGGACUCGUACAGAUCUGUUAGCUUUUUCCCCGCCGUAAAACACCCCAGGGUUCGGUUCCUGAUGAUGAACGACAUCGGCUGGUUUUUUACCGUCACCUCUUCCACGUGGCUCCAAACCCCAGGCCUUUGCAACUAUAGGAUAAAGAAGGUUAGAGAUUAGAGGCGGACCGCCAGUUCCUCAGACUAUCAUCGUGUUAUGGCGUCGGCUGUCAGUGUAUGAUAAACGAUUCACGCGUUAAUCGCUGUGCCUUUCAUACCCGUCCUUUGUGUUUUGUGUAGUGAAAUGCAGCCGUUGUUCAACUGCUAUUCCUAAUACUUCUUACAGAGCAGAUACCACCAAAAUUGGUAGAAAAUUGGUAGGAAGUGUAAAUGUGGGGUGUUUGCGUGUAACGUGCUAUCAAGUGAUGACACAACCCAAGUUCUGCUGUUGCGUCCAAACCUGGUAUCCCCAGAACUUCGCUUGGCCCACGGUGACGUGACGUCAUCGCGAGCCCGUGUUAGGGUUUUAUUUGGAUCCAUGGAUCUGUGUGGUCCAUGGUUACCAAUCUUACUCAGCAGAAAAACAACCCGCCAAAAAAAGAAGAAAAGGCAGAUGCUCAGACAGCAGAAUUGGAGCUGGGACGUUCGCACAACAAACAGAGGCAGCAUGACUGAGAGGUGAAGCAGAGUGCUUGUGAUGGAUGGUGGUGUUGUGUUGCACUUUUUGCCCUGGUACCAAGAGGCUGGCAGGGCAGCCCUUGUUAAAUGAAUGUAUUUCGAAAGGAGGGAUGAUUUAGGAGAUAGAUGAUAGGCUAUGGAAACGCCGGGGGAGAGAAAGGGGCAGAUGUCUAUGUCACCCUUAAGUAGACCAGUUUGAACCCAACGCGUUGUCUGUGGAAGUCAGAAACGGUGCGGUAAAGACAGAACGGCGACAGCUUUUGGUCAGUUGUUUACCUGUUGUUGCCGACAACACAAAAUGGCCUUUUUUUUAAUCUCUAAGAGGUGUGAUAUCAUGUUAUUUCAUGGCACAAAACUUGUUUCGUUCUUUGAAAAGGAACACAAGAAUACACAAUGGAAAUGUGUAAAAAUCAAAUUAAAAACCCCAAACGAUGUCAGGCAUCAUCCAUUUUGGUGUGAGGUGACACGUCUGACCCACCAGAGCGCUAGUUAGCUGAAGCCCCCCCCCCCCGUCUGACAGGUAACGGCUGAUGUUGUUGCUGUGUAGGUUUGCAGUGUAUGUGUAUGUGUAGUGGCAGUGUUUAGACACAGUAGAUGGCAAAAAUCAUCUGUUGUAUUGCCGUCCAUAUCAUGAGGAAACCACAAAGUGUGUAACUGACUUCCCCUUGCCGUCCUUGGAAAAAGCCAAAAAGCAGAGCUAUAUAUAUAUAUAUGUGUGUGUGUGUUUGUGUGUGUGUGUGUGUGUAAGUGUAUCGUUUAUGUUAGGUAAACUAGAGCACUAAGAGGAACAAACAACUGAAAACAAGCCUGGUUGGGACUCAUUUGUACAUAGCGGAGAAGUGAAGGGAGGUUAAUGUACACUUUUAAUUUGAAAUACUGUAGAUUUCCGUGGAAUUUGAAUGACCCGCAGUGAUUUGUCUUUGUUUAUUUUUGCUUUUAUUUGGGAGAGAGUUGCGGUAAUGUUUUACAGUGGACAGGUUUACACGGGGUCCGUGAUACAGAAGGUGUCGUAUACAAGGAUUGAUAACACUUCAUUUUUGUCUUAUCGUGACCUGUUGGCUAGCGAUUAUGAAUGGUCUGUUAGCCGCGUCCUGCGGUCUGCAUGCGUGUGCAUGUUCAUGCCCUCCCCCCAACCCGCUUCUGAGUACUCAGAUGAGGUGUGCACCACCGCAGGUUCGAUAGGGUCAGGGAUAUGUGAGUUGUCCUCUGUCGGUUAACGGACCGUUUUGAUAUUUUAUCGACGGUUGUCUACUUUCAAGUACAGUGUUUGCAAGUUUUGUUUGUUGCACAUCUUGUUUGCGUUUCGGUUUGGUUCGUUUCGCUUUGCUCCCUGCCAGUUAAGCUGCACCCGCUUCGGCGGUGAUGUCAGCGUUCUGCUGGCAAGGACCUACGGUGCGACAUGAAUAGCUUUUUAAGCCCAUUUAAGACAUGUUUACUCUGUAAAAAGGUUCUAUAUAGCACCAAAACCUUGUUAGUAGGUUGUAAUUACUAAUUAUAGAGCAACCUUUAACAUGACUUUCUUUCUCGCCGCCUUCCGGUGCAGUUUAGAGCCUCCUGCGACAGACAGUUGUGUUAAGUGCCUUGCAAGUACAAGCAGGAUUUAAAAACAAAAGAAGAAGAAGGAGAAGAAAAAAAAAGGUUGUCCUGUGAUUACAGAGGAAGAAACCGAAGAGCCCGGUCUCCUUUUAGAUUCGAGUUGUGUUGCUGCGCGUCGGCGCCGAAGCUCCCUCGUAACGGGCGUUUGCGUUGACACCGUUGUAGGGUGGCCGUGAGGGGAAGCUCACUGAGGUUGUGUACCAGACGUGAGGCGGUUUUAAGGGUAUUCAGUGGAAAAGAAAAAAAAUCUGAAAAAGUGUUUUUGCAAACUAUACGAAUCUGUUUACACACUCCUUUGUGGUUUGUUUAAAGUUUUUCAACCAAAUGCGUCCUUUUUUUGUUUUGUUUUUUGUGUGCUUACCCCUGCUAAUACUGAUGCGUACUGCAUGCAGUUGAAACCUGUUGCCUUAAAAUAGAUGUGCAUAGUGUCUGCCUCAUGCCAUAUGUUGUGUUGAUGUAAAGAAAGAAGAUUUACUUUCUAAUUCUUGUCGGGAGGUUAUAAGACAUGCACACACACACACACAAUCACACACAAUUGCACAUGCACACACACACACACACUCUCUCUCUCUCCUAGGGCUGUGGCCGCUCCUGUAAAGGGAGUCUUCUGCUAUCUCUGCAACAGCUGCAGUCUCGGUGCUGUGUCUCAGCUUAACCCUUUCUGUGGGCUUCGAACCAGGGUCAGCACAUUCACCACAGGCCUUACUCUGAAGUUAAUGUCAAAAAGUCCAGUUUUUUUGUUUGUUUUGUUUUUGUUUUUUUGGAGGGGAGGUGAAGCAAAAAAAAAAAAAGGCAAUCUGCUAUUUAUUGUUUUGUUUUCUGGAACAUUUCAUGUCAUCUUUCGAGACCCUCAUCACCAACGCUUCAUACGUAAGUGAAUGCAAUAAUAAAGCCUCUAAAUUUC
Lampris incognitus (smalleye Pacific opah) is the source of this 4592-nucleotide messenger RNA. RefSeq names its product NIMA-related kinase 7 (gene nek7). Gene Ontology annotation, biological process: protein phosphorylation. Gene Ontology annotation, molecular function: protein kinase activity; ATP binding. The coding region runs from base 396 to 1307 and encodes 303 amino acids. The record is from RefSeq and is a predicted model, not a curated record. The transcript is spliced from 10 exons. NCBI's taxonomy places the organism in Eukaryota, Metazoa, Chordata, Actinopteri, Lampriformes, Lampridae.